UAUUCGAAGAUCGGUAUUCAUUAGAUUGACAGCCUUUGUUUCCCCCGGAGAUUUAGGUGAUGCUGGCUGACAGAUGCCGGCCAUCUUCACUGCUCCGUGCAUUCGGCCAUGUUGUUGGCAUUUUGGGGGUCAUUUCUAGGUAGAUGUGUUGGUAACUUCCAAUCUACUGCUCUGCUCUCUUCACUCCAAGGUCAUGUGAACUACCACGCUAGUCUAAUAUUUGCGGGCUCAACUUAUACCCUCCUAUAUCCUCGUCAUUCUUCGGUUUUCAGUCUUAUGUUCCACUGCACAUUUUGCUCUCUACUUGUGCUACCCUCUUCCGCUGAAAUAGGCUGCAUCAUCUUAGUAUCUCUAGAAGCUCUUACUCCGGCCUUCAGCUGGAGAUUCAUGUGAAAGAAUUUCCAGGAUAAGGAGAGAACUGUGAGUACUUGAAGCGACACGCUUUGCAUUUCCAGGGUUCAACGUUAUAGGAUGGUCUCUUCAAGUCCAAGGCAGCUAAUA
Molecule: messenger RNA, 501 nt
Organism: Aspergillus welwitschiae
Lineage: Eukaryota; Fungi; Ascomycota; Eurotiomycetes; Eurotiales; Aspergillaceae
Exons: 1
Coding region: 109-393 (94 amino acids)
Source: RefSeq, a predicted model, not a curated record